Messenger RNA from Prorocentrum cordatum, 772 nucleotides. The record is from the annotation of a GenBank genome assembly. Lineage: Eukaryota; Dinophyceae; Prorocentrales; Prorocentraceae.
GAGGCGCGCAGCCCUGGCCGCGCUCUCGCGCCGCAGCUGCCUCUGCAUGGCCGCCGCGCUGCGCUCGCGCUCGCUGUGCCGGUGGGCCGUGGCGGCCUGGCGUAUCGGGGCUUCAGGCCCCGCGCUCGCGGCGCGGCACUUCCUCCUGGUGGCCUGGCAACGGUGGGGCCGGAGCUCGCGGCGAAAGGCCUCUGAGCGUGCUGGCCGCGAGCGCCGCGUCGCCGUGGAGUGGCCCUGGCGGCGGCCCUGGCCGCGGCUCGCGUGGCGGGCGUGGCGCGAGCACGUCGCCCGCCGUCGGGCGGCGCUGAGGGCGGCGGAGGCUCAGGCGCAGCUCCUGGCAAUUUCUCGCUCGCAGGCCUUGCUGCGAGCGUUCCUGGCGGACUGGAAGGCGUGGGCCGCGGGGUCGCGGAGAGCGCAGGCGCACUGCCACUGCCUCAGGAAAGCCCGCGUGACGUGCGGGGCCUGCCCCGCAUGCCCUCCGGCGGCGGCCGCCGCCCCCUGCCCGGGCUGCCCGGGCUGCCCGGACUGCAGUCUGACCUGCGGGACCGGGCCAGGCUGGUGGGCGGUCCUUGUCGCCCUGGCUGCUGGCCUCGCGGCCGGUGGCAGCUUCCGCGUGGCGCUGGGCUGGGCCGCCCGAGCCGCCUCGCUCUUCGUCGGCGGGACCGACCCGCCGCGGCGCGAGGGUGCGGCGCCCGUGACCCUGCUCGUCGAGGACGACGGAGCGGGCCAGGACGGCGGCGCGCAGCGCCGCUUUCGGGCAGUGCGAGCGUAG